AUGAGCAUGGAUGAAGUGCAGGCUUUAAUGCUUGCGCUGACAUUUCACCACCAGAUUUCUGGUGCUCCUGUUUCCCUCCCAGAACCUGUUUAUCAAGCUGACGAAUGGGCAAAGCGUGGAAAGAAUAUUUUCAAUGCAUAUAUGGAUCGUCAUCCUCCGAUUCUGAUGGAAAGAUGCGGGGAAUAUGCGGCACCUCCCAUAGACUUCGAAGCGAUGACGAAGAGAUUGGCUUUCUGGCACACUAAAUUGCAGGAUCGCCGAGUAAAUGCAUGA
Molecule: messenger RNA, 273 nt
Organism: Ostertagia ostertagi
Lineage: Eukaryota; Metazoa; Nematoda; Chromadorea; Rhabditida; Trichostrongylidae
Source: the annotation of a GenBank genome assembly